AUGCAGGAGCUUCUCCAGGAGGAAAAAAAGAAACUACAGGAAGAGAUCGAGCUUGCCUCACAGGAUCGUGCAAAUUUACAGAAGACACUCUCCGAUCUGGCCCAGAAAACUAUCUCUUGCUCUCUUUUGUUUCACCCAGAGAAUAGACACUAUAGUGCCGGAGUGAAAACAAGCAAUUAUCCAGACUCUGAUCUAGCAAACCAACACUAUGGCGAGAAGACCAGCACGAUGUUACCGCUAUUGCAAAAACAAGGUCAGUCACAUUCGACCGUACGGACUACUUCUACCAAGGCCUUACUCUUCCAGCCGUUUCCCAAGUCCCGGUUCAACCGAGGUGUCCCUGAUCCCAAGAUCCGCAUUUUCGAUACAGGACGAAAGAAGGCUAUCGUAGACGAUUUUCCUUGCUGCAUACAUUUAGUAUCCAAUGAAAACGAACAGCUGAGUUCCGAAGCGUUGGAAGCGGCGCGUAUCUGCGCCAACAAGUACCUUGUAAAGACUGCAGGCAAGGAAUCCUUCCACCUUCGAAUUCGCGUCCACCCGCACCACACUAUUCGGAUCAACAAAAUGCUCAGUGUCGCCGGCGCCGAUCGACUACAAACUGGUAUGCGAGGCGCCUGGGGUAAACCGGUUGGUAAAGUUGCUCGAGUGAAAGUGGGUAAGAUUUUAGUCUCUGUCCGGACAACAGAUCGCCAUCGCCCAGUGGCCAUUGAGGCUCUGCGUCGCUCAAUGUAUAAAUUUCCUGGUCGGCAAAAGGUCAUUGUCAGUAAGAACUGGGGAUUUACGAACUUAGCUCGGGAUAAAUAUGUGCAAAUAAGAGACGCAGGUCUAGUCAGGAAUGACGGUGCUUAUAUACAGUUCUGUCAGCGGAAGAGCUUGCCAACAUAG
This is a messenger RNA of Talaromyces stipitatus ATCC 10500, 885 nucleotides long. RefSeq names its product 60S ribosomal protein L10. Lineage: Eukaryota; Fungi; Ascomycota; Eurotiomycetes; Eurotiales; Trichocomaceae. The record is from RefSeq and is a predicted model, not a curated record. The transcript has 2 exons. Gene Ontology annotation, molecular function: structural constituent of ribosome. Gene Ontology annotation, cellular component: cytosolic large ribosomal subunit; ribosome. Bases 1 to 885 code for a protein of 294 amino acids. Gene Ontology annotation, biological process: ribosomal large subunit assembly; translation.